CGCGAAAUUGGGGUUUCCAGAGCAACUGCAGACGAGGAGACGAAGUUUCUCUUCCAGUGGGGUUUGUCUGCAAGAUGGCGAAAACCAUGCUGGCCUCAGGAGGGGAAAGAAAGGAGUUAAUGAUCAGUCUUUGCAGGGUGUCCUUUGGCAUGGAUUCACUUGGAUGGAAAAUGGGGAGAAGGAGCAGAUUGGAGAUCAACCAAAAUGCCAGCUCGUCGUAUUGCUGGAUUUUGCUCGAACACCCGGGAGGAUGGAUUCACACUCCACACUUUUCCAAAACACCUGGUUCGUCGUGAAAAAUGGAUUGCACAGGUGCAAAGGGCGAGAGCUUUGUGGGUUCUAAAUGACAGCAUGUGGCACAGCGUCUUCUCGAUGGCGACUGUCCCAGUGUGACAUCUGCAAAUGACGUUGCAGCUCUUCCUUCCCGGGUGAUGCUGUGUCUGACUGACGAGGAUGCAGUUCUGCAGGAAGGUCCUCUGCAAGCCUUGUAGUGCCAGAGUCACUUCACCAGAAGAGAAUAUGGAAUACAAGAUGGGUGGCUGCAUCGGAAUUUCACCAAGACAGACUAAAGCACAAAAAGAUGCCGGUGUGCUGUUGACUGAGGUGUCCACCAGCCAACAGAGUUUGCUCUCCCAGCCAGUCUUCCUAGAUGUCCCAGUCAUCACUGGUGUGGAGGAGAGCGGAGGUGCUGCAGGGGCCGCUGAGGACAAGGAGGAGCUGGAAUUUCCCCAUGACUUGCUGCCCAGUCUAGAUUUCAGCAGUGAACUCAACAUCUGGGAGGCCUCUCUUGGAUUUAAGACUAGCUCAGGAGAAAGGUCAUAUGAGCAGGCCAACUCCCUGCUAGCUGGCUUGCAGCAUCAAAUGGAAGUCAGUCAUCCUCUGGUAGUCCUAGAUAGCAGACCCCUCCCAUCAUUGCAGUCUUCUCAAAAAGAGUUUCUUACUCCAAAAGAGGAGGUAGCUGAUUCUCUGGGGCGAGAGCAGAUCCCUCAGGAGCAGCUAGACAUCACAACGCUACAUCCUGAAGUAAAUCUUGCACAACAGCUAGAAAAGCUUAACGAGCAUGUGCAGGAGACAAACGAAAUUGCUAAACAAGAAGAGGGUCAUAUUGAAGAGCAUCCGAUCAGUAGUAUAGAAAUAUUAGCACAUCAAACUGACCUUGCACAAUCAACAAAAAACAGAGACAACCUUGUGGAACUCUAUAACGACAAAGCGGAGAAGGAAUCUUCACAAGAAAGUGAGAAGACAACAAAACACCUAGGACUAGAGAAGAAAACAAAGAGUGUACACCCAGAGGAUAAACCUGAAAAACCAAAAGAGGAAAGCACAGAAACGGUGAAUGAUCCUGCUGCGGUGCUACAGGAAAUUGGACCCCUUCUCGCUGAACACACAGAGAGGAGUGCUGCCUUUCCCAUAGCUUCACCCAAACACCUCCCUGCUGCUCCCCUUCCUGAGCCCCCCUCUCCUCCACCUGCAUCCCCUUCUCCAGAGAAGACUCCAUCUGCGUCUCCUCACCGCGCUCCUCUUCCUGCAGCUCCUUCUCCCCUCUCUGCCUCUACCAAUCACCAAAGUGGUGACCCCUGCCCCACCUCUGCACCUUGCAACCUCCUUCUAAGGAGCUCUGACUCCGAUGGAGCGUUCGAGACUCCUGAAUCGACAACUCCUGUGAAGGCUCCUGCAGAUCCGCAGAGCCAAUUACCAACUAUUUAUGACAAAGAAGAGACCUCAGUGAGAGAUCCCUUGGCUGACUUGAUUUCAGAUCCAGUUGCCAUUGUGUUUGAUGAGGACAGGCCAAUUGCAGCCAGUGGCACAUACAACAUUGAAAACUUUACCUCAGAGUCAACAAGUCAACCACUUACUCGUUCCCUCAGCCUCCAGGGAGGAGAACUUGACACUUGUAGCUUUGAUGGAUCUGUAACACAAGGCUUCCGCCCGCAUUCAGAAUCCUUCAGUGUAGGGACCGAGAGCAACCCAGGGACUCUCCGGAGGCCCAGAAAAGUCCGUGCUGGAUCUGUGAAGAAGCCUCUUCUGAGGCAGAACUCCAACCCGGAGAGGCCAAUUUCUGCUUGUAGCACCCCAGAGAUCAUUAAGAGGGCAACCCCUCAAACUGUGACUCAGGAGGUGGAAGAAGGUGGAAGUCCUGCAGAAGGUGGGAGUCCUGCAGGAACCCUCAGAAAGAUUAGAAAGACUCAUGUUAUCACUCCACCUGUACUACCAGAAGAAAACACUCAUACUGAAUCAGAGAAGUGUCUUUCUGUUCCUGUCGUACCCUUGUGCCAAGAGGAGAACCAUCUCCCCUCUACUCCACCUGUAAAAGAAGAGCCUAGCCCUCCCAGUGGCUCCUAUAAAUGGGAUCCAGAGAACUUUGAGAACAUAGACCCUUUCAAGACUGGAGGGAGUAAAAUUGCCAACUCACCGGUUCUUGGUCGUAAAGAUCUUGCAUGUGCUGCAGUUGUCGACCCCCCAGAUAGUCCUCUCAUCCCUGCUGUGAGACAACCUCCCCAUCCAGCUUCCACUGUAGGACCAGUUACCAACCCUGAAGAGCAACCCAUUCUACCCAAACGUGAGUCUGUGAGGCUGGAGUUUGAUUACUCUGAGGAGAAUAGUGAGGCAUCUCACGCAGCUUCUCCCCUGACUAAGAAACAGGGCAAAAAACCCGGUGCGAAGAUGCCAUUGAGGAAGCCAAAGUUGGGCUUAAAGAAGGCCCACCCAGGACAGGCUGAGCAGUUGGACAACAACCUUUCUGUAGAAUACAAUGGUAACAAAGAGGAAAAAGGAAUUUCCGAAGGAUCUUACGAGUUGAACAAGUGGGAUGAUCCAAAUUUCAAUCCGUUUUUGACCAAGACAUCCAUGGCUAACUCUCCUUCAGCAUCCGGGCCUUCUUACAGUUUUGAUUUUGAUGACUCUGGAGUCGACCCUUUUAAAUCCUCCAACAAAAUUUCAACUACGCCCCCUAAGGCCUCGGCCUCAUUUGAGUUGUCGUCCAAUGACGACAUUGAAAACGACAACGACAAUAUUGGGGACCUGGAAGAUCAAAAUCAGAACAAACCGCUCAAAAAAAAGAAAACUCCUAUGAAAUCUAACACUUUUAGGGUGAAGAGGUCACCAAAGAAAUCACAGUUGUCCGACAACUCACAGGAUGCAGACGACCCCGCCUCCCUACCUCCACAGGAAGACCAUGCCACAGAUGAGGAGAAGCUGGCUUCCACCACCAGUCACAUGUGGGCAGGCUUGCAUGACGUCGGUCCAGAAUUGAACUCUGACCAGCAGGACUUCCCUCACCCGUCAGAUCUGACAUCAUUCGUUAAUGAGAGCAAUCUUCAGUCUUCAGCGCAAGACUAUGAAAUAGAAUACAUGGAAAAGAUUGGCUCUUCUUCACCUCCACUGUCUGUGAAGAAGCCGUCAUUAUACCUAAAUUUGGACUCAUUAUCAAACACUGUAACCAAGGAUAUACAUGCGAAUGGAUCUGAACCCAACUCCCCAUGCACAGGAAGCUUUGAGGAAAUGGAGGCGCAGAUAACAGCCAGCAUGAAGACCCCAGUCCCAAGUUCCAGGCCUGGUCCUGAAAGCUCUGCGGGGGAAAAGGGCAGGAAAAGAGAGAGUGAAGUGCUUAGUCGAACACAAAGUACAGAAAGGGAUGAGCAGCUCAGUAGCCAAGAGGUCCCUUCUUCAGCCCUGACCAUUUCCCUGUUAGAAAGACUGUCUGAGUCUGACAACCCUGUGCAGUACCUGGAGCCUGACCUCGCUGAGACCAACCCUAAUGCAUUCGCCCAAAAACUACAGCACAGAGAUGUUUCUUCACAGUCAGAGAAUUCGUUAUCCAAGAACUCGCUGUACGUCCGGACCGCUACCAGCUACAUCGAUGGGGAGAGUCCACAUCUUCCCAAAGAUCUGGACCACUCGCUGGGAAUUGCAAAAAAAGAGAUUGUGGUAAAAGAGAGGGAGGUGCUGGAGUGGAAGAGGAAAUACGAAGACAGCCGACAGGAGGUGCAGGAGAUGAGGAGGAUUGUUUCUGAGUAUGAGAAGACUAUUGCGCAGAUGAUAGAAGAUGACCAAAAAGAAAAGUCUCUCUCCCACCACACCAUUCAACAGCUGAUUGUGGAAAAGGACCAGGCCUUGGCUGACCUCAACUCCGUGGAAAAGUCGCUGGCCGACCUCUUCCGGCGCUAUGAGAAAAUGAAAGAUGUAUUAGAGGGUUUCCGCAAGAAUGAAGACGUUUUGAAGAAGUGCGCUCAAGAGUACCUGUCCAGGGUGCGUAAAGAGGAACAGCGGUACCAAGCACUGAAGAUUCACGCAGAGGAGAAGCUAGACAAGGCCAAUUCAGAAAUAGCACAGGUGAGGGCCAAGUCCAAGCAGGAGCAGGCUGCCCACCAAGCCAGCCUGAGGAAGGAGCAGAUGAAAGUGGACUCCCUGGAGCGCACAUUGGAGCAAAAGAACAAAGAGAUUGAGGAGCUAACGAAGAUCUGCGACGAGCUAAUCGCCAAAAUGGGCAAGUGUUAGCAUGUAUAUGCUGUUCUGGGUCAGUCUCACACAAACAAGCCUUGGUCACAUGUAAAAGGAUGAGUUGUGUGGGUGGGGGAACAUACAUCGAAGGACUCAUGAAGCCACACUGAGCUUAACUUUUCUACUGACCUUGUGUAUACAAGACGCGCACAAAUGGCUUCCUCUUAAUCAUGCUGUAUAUUUUUAUGUCACUGUAUUGGAGCAUAUCAAACGUCUAGUUUAAAGUUUUAGAACGUGUUCCAUGUCAUUAAUUUGUAUAUCUGUGUAUGUGUGUGUGUGUGUGAGCAAAUAACGAUGAGGAUUGCUUAUGGGUUUCAUUGUUGUUUAUGAUGUUGCCAUGACAGCCACUGCGGGAGAAGACUGUUUUACCCACUCCUCUGGAUGCCUCCUCCUAAAAAAAUUAAUUUAAAAAAAAAAGGAGUGACAUCCCAUUUUAUAAAAUCAUUCACCUCUAAGAAAAUAAAAAAAAUACUGAGUAUAGCUUAUGCAUGAAAGAGAAGAACCCUUGUUUUGUCCGUUUUGUACGCAAUGUAGAAAAUGUUAAUUAUGGAAGAGACUUUUUUUUCAUGUGUCCACUGUGUAAAACACAUGAUUAUGGAUUUGUUUGAAUUAUUUAUAGGUCCUGUAUUGUGCUUCCCUUAUGUAAUCUUGUAGAUAUUUGUUAUACUUGUCAUAGCCGUCUUGAUGAGAUCAUGGGAAUUUAUUUUUCUCAUUUUAUUUUGAUAUAAACUGAAUUAAUCGUGACUAUCCAGAUGUUCCCCAGUCCUACUUAGGUUAUUGUCACAUUGACGAGUAACAUGUCUGCACAGCUGCUGUACAGCAUCUGCUUACAAAGUGCAAUAAAAGAUGGCAAUCAAUG
Messenger RNA from Syngnathoides biaculeatus (alligator pipefish), 5359 nucleotides. It is a transcript of the gene tacc2, whose product is annotated as transforming, acidic coiled-coil containing protein 2. NCBI's taxonomy places the organism in Eukaryota, Metazoa, Chordata, Actinopteri, Syngnathiformes, Syngnathidae. The record is from RefSeq and is a predicted model, not a curated record. Gene Ontology annotation, biological process: cerebral cortex development; cell population proliferation; mitotic spindle organization. The transcript is spliced from 24 exons. Gene Ontology annotation, cellular component: cytoplasm. Bases 454 to 4497 code for a protein of 1347 amino acids.